This is a messenger RNA of Poecilia latipinna (sailfin molly), 3410 nucleotides long. RefSeq names its product PHD finger protein 1 (gene phf1). The transcript is spliced from 13 exons. Gene Ontology annotation, molecular function: chromatin binding; DNA binding. Gene Ontology annotation, cellular component: nucleus. Gene Ontology annotation, biological process: negative regulation of gene expression, epigenetic. NCBI's taxonomy places the organism in Eukaryota, Metazoa, Chordata, Actinopteri, Cyprinodontiformes, Poeciliidae. The record is from RefSeq and is a predicted model, not a curated record. The coding region runs from base 1153 to 2235 and encodes 360 amino acids.
CAAACCCCCCAAAAAUACAGAUGGACGUGCAGGAAAUAUUUUUUAUUUUCCUUCCAUUCCAUUAAGGUUACAACAAAAUCUCAGUAUUUAUCAUUAAUUUUUUUAAACAGAUGCCAUUUUUGUCUUUUCAGGAAGAUGAAAGCAUGCGUUAUGUUACCUUCAGCCUUCAGAAAGCCACUUUAUUAAAGAAGCAUUAAGUUAAUUUUGACCGAGGCUUCAGAUCCGAACCCUUUGAAGUGCUGGCCUCAGUUUUGUUCCGUUUGAAAACUUUCCCUCUCUCCUCUCCUAAACUUGGAUCUUAGUUCUUGUCGGAGACCAAUUAAUGAGGCGGCUAAAGUCACUAAUUGGCCGCUUAAUUGGCCCCUGUCACCGCGCGCGCUGCAACACUGCAUCCUUCACUUCCUGCCCUCUCACAUCACAAGCGUGUCACAAUCAUUUUAGGGUCACGCUCUCAGACAGCAAGGACCCCCCACACCCCUUUACACGAGCACACUUCCCACACCUCUGGAUGCCCCCACCAACCCACUCCCACGAUAGCUCUGUGUUUUAUGUCUGCGUCACAACAAGUCGGCGGAGGGCGAGAGGCAGAAGGAUGAUGGCGUCUCUGGCGGCUUGAUUCCGGUGCAGCUCAGACAAAAUCCGCCUUAAUAAGCUUCGGCGGCGGGGAGAGGGGUGAGGUGUGAGAGUGUGGGGGGUGAGGGAGCAACAGCGACGGGGACAUGAUGAAACGGCACCGCGGAGAAAGGACGGACAAACUAGUCUGAGAGAGACGGACGGACAGUCACAGUCGCCUCCUCCUCCACCUCCUCCUCCUUGCUGACGGUUUGACUGACACACACACUCACACACACUCAGAGCGAGGCGCCUGGCACAGACAGAGACAUGCAUGCACACCAGCCACUUUUUGCAAACCAGCACGCUGCGCAUCGGAGCUGGCAGUAAUUGGACAUCCACAGCUGAUGAGGGCAUUUCAUGUCCAGCCUGUCCAGGAAUCCCAGUGACCCCGACGGAAAGGAGUUCGACUUGACAGGCUGUCGCUAUGCUCAAGUCUGAAGAAGAGGAGUGUGCGUGUGAGUGUGUGUGUUUGGAUGAAAUUUUAACCCCUUUGGACUGAAAGCCGGCUGUCUGAGAGGCCGGGGGACGUAAACCCUGAUGGGGGGAGUCAGUGAGGGAGAUGAUGUGUUGGCUCGUUGGAGUGAUGGACUACUGUACCUUGGCAAUGUGAAGAGAGUCGAUGGAGUCAAGCAGUGCUGCUUGGUGAGAUUCGAGGACAACUCAGAGUUCUGGGUUCUGAGAAAGGACAUUCACUCGUUCGCUGCCGGAGUGGAAGAAGUUUGCUGUAUCUGUGACGCCCCGCCUCUUAAAGAACCCCUCAUAAAUUGUCUUAAAUGUCACCACGGUUAUCAUCCGGAGUGCCACACGCCGACCAUCGAGCCAGAAGCUGACAGCGACUCCUGGAUUUGUCGACAAUGUGUUUUUGCUGUCGCCACCAAGAGAGGCGGAGCUCUGAAACGCGGACGCUUCGCCCGACUCAUGCAGUUCAUGAAACUCCGGCUCCCCUACCAGCUGUCGUCCUUAGACUGGGAUCCUCAGCAUCUGACCAAUCAGCAGCAGUGUUACUGCUACUGCGCCGGACCUGGAGAGUGGAACCUGAAGAUGCUGCAGUGUGGCAGCUGUGGUCAGUGGUUCCACGAGGCCUGCACUCAGUGUCUGUUGAAGCCGUUGCUGUAUGGAGACAGGUUUUAUCAGUUCCAGUGUUCAGUUUGUACAAAGGGACCGGAGACAGUCCAGAGGCUGCCCAUGACCUGGGUGGACCUGGCUCAUUUAGUCCUCUACCACCUCUCGCUGUGCUGUAAGAGGAAAUACUUUGAUUUCGACCAUGAAAUCCUGUCCUUCACCAACGAGAACUGGGACUCGUUGCUCCUGGGCGCGCUGUCUGACACGCCGAGGCAGGACCGCUGUCACAAUCUCCUCAACGCUCUCAACUCUCACAAGGACAGGUUUGUCUCUGGAAAGGAGAUCAAGAAGAAGAAGUGUCUGUUUGGGCUGCAGGUCCGAGCUCCGCCUCCUCUGACGUCUGAUUCGUCGCCUCUAGUCACUGAUCCGCCUAUCAGCAUCACCCACAGGAGAAGCCCGUUGUCACUGCCCUGCCAGAGGAGAGUGGGGGGGUCGGAGUCACGCAAAUCAAAGCGUCGCAUCAUGGAGACACAGGUCAGCGCCUCUGUCUCAGGAUAAGGGAGGAUGCAGGGGGGUGUGGGACACCAAACUCGUUGAUAUUUUGUUCCUUUUUCUUUUUUCUCUCUUUGCUGCAGUCAGAUAAACAGCUCUCUGCAACUCAAAUAACCUGUCAGUCAGACGACGCCACGAAGGUUCAUUUCACCGUGGAGAUCAGUUUUUACUCCUCUCCUCAGUUCAGUGCCUCUGUUGCGGUUCACUUUUUUUUCCCUGCAGGAUGCUAAUGUUUGAGGGUACACAGAUAGAUUAAUAAUAGCUGUGAGAGACGUGGCGUUGCUCCGGUAAAAUGUAUAAUUCAAAUCCAAUCUUGCCAAAACCUGCUCUUGUAUUUCAUCAACACCUGCAGUUCAGCGUCGCGUUUAUCAUUAUCAUCAAAGCCAAUUCCCGGCGGAUCGCUCUGAAACAAGCACCAUCACAUGUGGUGGUUGCUAUUUAUACUCUGCAUUCUUAACCGUGAAUGCUCCUUGUGCUUUUUUCCUCCUACUCAUCACUCUGAUCUGAGUAUGUGCACAUACUGUAAUCCUGGAACAAUACGCUCUGCAGAGCUCUCAUUUUUUUUCUCGCGUCUUCUUCUUUUUUUUUCCUCUGGCAUAUCCAGGCCUCAUUGUUCUGCUCUGACUGAUGCUAAUCUCCGCCCGUCUUUGAGGAGCAGCUCUUGGUUGUAGUGAGGAAAGUGAGAUGGGUAGGAAUGCUGAUGGCCUGGGAUCACUUCCAAACGCACUUUGCAGUCAAUUACAGUUUGGCCAGGUGGCGCUGGCACCUUGACAGUGCAACUCUGACAGAGCACCAGCGUUUAAAGGCACAGACGUUCGCUGGAGGCUCUGAGUAAUAGUCCUCCGUCAUUAGACUCAUGCUACAGAAUAAUAAUGGGCUCAGCGUGGUGCUAUGUCACAGUCCAGCGAUGAGAAAUCGACCUCAUGCAUGAUGUUUCCUGUGACUGAUGGCUCUAUCUGAUGAUCCUGAUGCUUGUACUUGUUAUGAGUCGUUGGGAGACAGAGAGCUGCCUUACUAACCAGUAACUCUGCCACAUGAUGGGACGGAAAGGAAACAGAUCUGUCAACCCUUUUGGCUCCAACUUCUACAAAAUAUAAAAAGGAUCCAGGAUUUUUAUCCACACAAUUUUGAUAAUAUACCAUGGACUUAAAGAUAAAAUUACUCUACUGUAGUGUACCUUG